AUGGCUGAUAGAGGCCGUGGCAGAGGACGAGGACGUGGUGAUGGAGCCGCUCGCGGUGGUCCAAGCCGAGGAGGUGCCUUCCCGCCGGCCCGGGGAGGAGGUGACCGCGGCCGCGGUGGAUACCGUGGUGGCGGCGACCGUGGCAGAGGAGAUCGUGGUGGUGGGUACCGCGGAGGCGGAGAUCGGGGCAGAGGUGGCGGUGACCGAGGCGGCCGCGGCGGCGGACGGCCAGCUGCGCAAGUCUACACGCCGCCCACGGGAGGAGUCCCCGUCCCGGAUGCCCAGGUGAAGGCCGUCGAGGAUGCUCGUCAGAAGGCCCGCAAAUCACCUGAGUUCGCGAUGAGCUCGCUGAGCAUCGACGGCUCUAACGUGAUGCCAGCUCGACCUGGCUACGGCACCGAGGGCCAGCCCAUCACCGUCUACGCCAACUACGUCCAGCUGGUCCCCCCUUCCGACCUCACGCUGUACUCGUACUAUGUCGCUGAGAUCAAGCCUGACGUCGUUGGAAAGAAGCGUACACAGAUUAUCCGUCUUUUGAUCAGCGAGUCGCCAGAGCUGGCGGAAUACCGAGGCGACAUGGUCACCGACUUCAAGUCCACCCUGAUCUCCCGCAAGAAACUGGACUUCGAAGGAACUGAAAAGGUCAUUGAGGUCACGUACAAGGCUGAAGGGGAGGAUGAUCCCAAGGAGCGCGCCGCAAAGUACAAGGUCUCGGCCAAGUACACCAAGACGAUGACUGUUGGCGAUCUCAUGUCCUUCCUCACCUCUACAAACCCGGCAGUUCAAUACGACAGCAAGUUGGAGAUGAUCCAGGGUCUGAACAUCUUUCUCAAGCACUGGGCCAAGUCGAACAACAACCUGGCAACUAUUGGAGCCAGCAAGACCUUCUCCAUGAGCGGCAAUGCCGAUAAGCUCGAUCUCGGACGAGGCCUGACUGCUCUUCGUGGCUUCUUCACCAGCGUCCGGGCUGCUACCACCCGCGUUCUUGUCAACGUCAACGUCAGCCAUGGCGCAUUCUACAACGAGGGACAGCUGACGGCUUUGAUGACGGCAUACGGCUUACGUUAUGAUCCCAGCGGAUUGCGCUCCCUCGAAAAGUUCCUCAAGCGUGUUCGUGUGCGAACGACACACCUCAAGGAGAAGAAGAACAAGAAGGGAGAGGUCGUCCACCGUCCCAAGACCAUCUUCGGGCUGGCUAAGAAAUCUGACGGCCAGGGACCCAAUCGGCCCAGGGUCAGUGAGUUCGGCGCUGGACCGAAGCACGUUGAGUUCUGGCUCGAAGAUAGAUCCACGGCAGCAACAGCUUCAUCCUCCACCCCAGGUGCCGAGCCAGCCCAAGCCGCAUCCAAGAAGAAGGGCAAGGGCAAAGGUGCGAAAGGCAAAGCGGAAGCACCUGCCACAGCCGGGCCGCAGCCUGCGUCUGCCGGCACUGGCCGUUAUAUCAGCGUCUAUGACCAUUUCAAGAACACCUACAACAUCACAUGUGGAGAUGACUAUCCCGUUGUCAAUGUCGGCACGGACAAGAAUCCCUCCUACUUGCCCGCCGAAGUUUGCGUUGUGCUGCCUGGCCAGAGCGCCAUGGCAAAGCUCAGCGGCGACCAAACCAGAAACAUGAUCCGAUUUGCUGUGCGCGGGCCCUGGCUCAACGCACAGUCCAUCGUUAAUGAUGGCAUCCUCACAGGUGGUCUGUCAACCGAGUCUAAUCCUCUCUUGGCACAAUUCGGCAUCAACGCGGGCCGAAAUUUGAUUACCGUCCCGGCUCGCGUGCUGCAAGAGCCCAAGGUGUUCUACAAGAACAACAAGCCUGUCAAUGUCGCUUUCGGCAGCUGGAACAUGGAGAACGUCAUGUUCAAUAAGCCGGGCAACCUGAAAACGUGGUCCUGGCUCGCUAUCCGAGACGGGAGGCGGUCUUACUAUGAGAGGAAAGACCUCGAGGCUACCGUCGGCAGAUUCUCUGCCUCACUGAGCAAGAACGGAGUGACGGUCCUACAAGCAGCGCUCCCUGGUCAGGAAAUUCCCUUGAAGUCGUCCAGCGACCCGGAGUUGGAUAAGUUGUUCGAAAGGGCGUCGAACAAGCUGGAUCUUCUCCUCGUCAUCCUCCCUGGCAGGGACAAGAGCGACAACACGGAGCUGUAUAGCUAUGUCAAAACCCUUGGCGACACAAAGUAUGGCAUCCAUACCAUUUGUGUCGUGGGAUCAAAGUUCACUGGUGGAAGAGGAGAAGACCAGUACUUUGCCAACGUUGCCCUCAAGUUCAACCUUAAGCUUGGGGGCAACAACCAGAUGGUCGAUCCAUCGCGUCUGUCAUUCCUCAACGAGGAUAAGACCAUGGUUUUGGGCAUUGACGUGACCCAUCCGUCUCCUGGCUCGUCAUCACACGCACCGUCUGUCGGCGGUUUGGUGGCGUCUAUAGACAAGCACUUUGGUCAAUGGCCUGGCAUCCUCAGCAUCCAAAGCGAGGCACGCCAGGAGAUGGUGUCCGACCUCACUCCUAUGCUUAAAACUGCCCUUAAUAACUGGACGACGCUGGGAAGACACGCGAACCUGCCGGAGAACAUCAUCGAUUACCGCGAUGGCGUGUCGGAGGGCCAGUACCAGACCGUCUACGACGAAGAGAUCCCGCGCAUGCGCAAGGCCUGCGCAGAGAUAUACCCGGCCGACUGGACUAAGAAGGGUCUUCCGCGGCUGACCGUCAUCAUCGUCGGCAAGCGCCACCACACGCGCUUCUACCCAAGCCAGACCAAGGACAUGGACCGCGGCGGCAACUGCAAGCCCGGCACGAUCAUCGACCGCGGCGUCACGGAGGAGGGCAUCUGGGAUUUCUACCUGCAGUCGCACGCGGUGAUCCAGGGCACGGGACGGCCGGCGCACUACGUCGUGGUGCUGGACGAGAUCUUCCGGGACCGGGCCAAGAAGCUCAAGUCCCCCCGGCCGCAGGACUCGGCGGCCAACGAGCUCGAGCGGAUCACUCAGGCCCUGUGCUACUCGUACUCGCGCGCCACAAAGGCCGUCAGCAUCUGCACGCCCGCGUACCACGCCGACAUCCUGUGCGAGCGCGCGCGGCGGUACAUGGCGGACCUGUUCGAGGGAAGCUCCGACGACGCGAGCAGCGCCGCGGGGGCCAGCAGCGCUGUCGCUGCGACUGUGAAGAUUCAUCCGAAAUUGGAGAAGUCGAUGUUCUACAUUUGA
Molecule: messenger RNA, 3189 nt
Organism: Diaporthe citri
Lineage: Eukaryota; Fungi; Ascomycota; Sordariomycetes; Diaporthales; Diaporthaceae
Exons: 2
Coding region: 1-3189 (1062 amino acids)
Molecular function (GO): protein binding; RNA binding
Source: RefSeq, a predicted model, not a curated record